AUGUCGACCAGUGACAGAAGCCCUAAAGAUGGUGAACGGAUCAUCGCUUCGACCCGUCGACCCGACGGAACACUCCGAAAAGAAAUUCGAAUCCGACCCGGUUACGUUCCUCCAGAUGAAGUCGCUAUCUAUCAACCAAAACCCGCACUCAUGAGAAAAGAAAUGGCUUCGCAUAUUGGUCCUCCUCCAGGUUACGACCCUCAAUUGGAUUCAAAACCGAAAACCAAAGCUGUUAAGCGAAAUGAAAGAAAGAAAGAAAAGAAACGACUUCAGGUAAAGGAAACUAACUUAGAACCAACUGUAGUUGAAGAUAGUAGAAAGCAAGAAGCAGUAGUUGUGGAGAAUACUGUCCAUACGUUAACUUCUCAGAUCAAUGAACUAGCUGUUUCUGGAGAUAGCUCAAUUGUUACUCCUACCAACAACUCUGCGGAAGCUUCCGAGCCAAUUGGUUCGGCUCAAGAUUUAGACAAAAAAAUUCGAGCAUUGAAAAAGAAGAUUCGACUUACAGAAGCACUGCAGGAAAAAACUGCAGAGCAAGAUUUAAAGCCAGAGCAGUUAGAAAAGCUGGCAAAACUAGAAGAUUGGCGUAAGGAGCUAAAACAAUUGGAGAAUAAAAAGGCCGAAAUAUUGGUUGUGUGA
Molecule: messenger RNA, 639 nt
Organism: Lathyrus sativus (Indian pea)
Lineage: Eukaryota; Viridiplantae; Streptophyta; Magnoliopsida; Fabales; Fabaceae
Source: the annotation of a GenBank genome assembly